UUUCGGCUGCAGUUGAACGGUUUUAUUUUCCUGGUGACAUGCAGCAUCCCCAACAUCCGAAUUCCGGCUCGGGUGAAGGAAAUGGACAACUUUCUCUGGAGCCAGAUGGUGAGAAAGUGCCGAAAACGAAAUAAGAAGUGGGCAAAUCUUUGGCUUUUUUUUUUUGGGGGGAAAGGACAUUAAAAACCUCGACACUCGAGGUAAUGAGGUUACCGAAGGUUGAGGUUGCGUUUGGGUGGCUCGGUUGUCGGACCGGGCGAUAAGUUUAUAAAAGCGGCUCGGUGGCUGUAUCCGGAUCGACACACAGAACAGUACAGUGCGAGCAGAAUGUACCGAUCGCGAGGGUUCGUAGUUGCCGUUGGAUUGUUGCUCGUCGUCCUUUGCGUGGCGGACGUACGGGGUAGCUUUAGCUCGAGCGAUGUAAACACGUCAAAGCAGAGCUACUUUUUCGGUGCGAAAGGUGCGAGCGAUAUACUGUGCUUCUCGAAGACGCUGCUGAAGGGUUCCAUCAUGCCACAGGAUGUGUCGUAUACCAAUCCAACGGCGGAUAAGAACAUCAACUUUAUCACGCUGGCAGCCGACAAGUACUCGACGCACGGAUUCACGGCUGACAUUUCUAGCGGCAAGCUGGGCACGGUUUCGGUUACGAUUAAAAUCAAUGCCAAAUCGAUUCUGCCGUACGCCAUCGAAGUUAAGUUCUACUGUGUGAAGUAAUUUAGCGCGUAAUUAGAUGAAUUGUAUGAAGUAGUUACUGUGUUUUGGUUGGAUACGAAGGAAACAUUAGCUUGUUUGUAAUUAUUUUAAAAGAAUAAAUAACUUAUUUCAUUGUGUAAUUUAUUUGCUUAAAUUCUUGUAUUGUAUCUUAUCAUUUUAAGCUUUUUUCUACAUCCGAAAUGUUUUCUGCUUCAAUUUCAUUACUUGAUUUACAGAAGUAUGACCGUUCUUUAUGAAUAUUUUUUUAAUUUACUCUUAAAUUUCAACACAUCCCGAAGUUAAUUCACAUAAACCUGGUCAAGCUUGAGAUACUUACGAGAACAAGGACUCUCAAGGAGCAAAUAAUUAUGACAAGAAUAAAAUUUUAUUUUUAUGAAUUGGAACAUUUUUAUGUUUUUAU
This is a messenger RNA of Anopheles stephensi (Asian malaria mosquito), 1114 nucleotides long. RefSeq lists its product as uncharacterized. The coding region runs from base 328 to 714 and encodes 128 amino acids. The record is from RefSeq and is a predicted model, not a curated record. NCBI's taxonomy places the organism in Eukaryota, Metazoa, Arthropoda, Insecta, Diptera, Culicidae. The transcript has 2 exons.